Messenger RNA from Symbiodinium necroappetens, 258 nucleotides. The record is from the annotation of a GenBank genome assembly. NCBI's taxonomy places the organism in Eukaryota, Dinophyceae, Suessiales, Symbiodiniaceae.
AUGCGCUCUCUGGGCCAGAACCCGACGGAGGCCGAGUUGCAGGACAUGAUCAACGAGGUCGACGCCGACGGAAACGGCACCAUUGACUUCCCCGAGUUCUUGUCUUUGAUGGCCCGCAAGAUGAAGGACACCGACACGGAGGAAGAGCUCAUCGAGGCAUUCAAGGUCUUCGACCGCGAUGGCAACGGCUUCAUCAGUGCGGCCGAGCUGCGGCACGUGAUGACCAACCUGGGUGAGAAGCUCACGGACGAGGAGGUC